CUUAUACACAAGAUGAGCAGCAGUGACGAGGAAGAUUUCGAUAUCGCUGGUAAUAUCGCUCUAGACGGCUCAGAAUCAGAAGCUUACUCCAGUGAUGAUAACUCUGAUGUGGAGGUUCAAGAUGAAAUCAUCUCUUCAGAUGAUGAUGAAGAUGAACAACAAGCUCCAGCUAAAAGACAAAAAGUUGCACCUCAACAAAAGAAAAAAGAUACUGCAUUCCCUACUUUAGAACUUUCUGAUGAUGAAGGUGAAUUGGAAAAGAAAAAGGAAGAUGUUGAAUUUUCAAGUUAUUUCAAUAUAAAGUCAGAAGCUACAAAAGCUAAAGCUGGUUCAUUUGCAAGUUUUGGUUUAUCAAAAUUUGUUUUGUCCAAUAUUUCUAAAAAAGGUUUCAGACAACCAACACCUAUUCAAAGAAAGACAAUUCCAUUGAUUUUACAAAAUAGAGAUAUUGUGGGUAUGGCUAGAACAGGUUCUGGUAAAACUGCUGCAUUUUCAUUACCACUUGUUGAAAAAUUAAAGAUUCAUUCAGCUAAAGUUGGUGCAAGAGCUUUAGUUCUUUCACCUUCAAGAGAAUUAGCUAUUCAAACUUAUAAGGUCAUCAAGGAAUUCUCAAAAGGUUCAGACUUGAGAACUGUUUUACUUAUUGGUGGUGAUUCUUUAGAAGAUCAAUUUUCUUUAAUGAUGUCAAAUCCUGAUAUCAUUAUUGCAACCCCAGGUCGUUUCUUACAUUUGAAAGUUGAAAUGAAUUUAGAUUUGAAAACCAUUGAAUAUGUUGUGUUUGAUGAAGCUGAUAGAUUAUUUGAAAUGGGGUUUGAAGAACAAUUGAAUGAAUUAUUAUCUGCAUUACCCCCAAACAGACAGUCAUUAUUGUUUUCUGCUACAUUACCUAGAUCCUUAGUGGAUUUCGCUAAGGCUGGGCUAACAAAUCCUGUUCUUGUUAGAUUAGAUGCUGAAUCCAAAAUUUCUGAUCAAUUAGAAAUGUGUUUUGUUUCAACAAAGAAUAAUGAAAGAGAAGGUAAUCUAUUAAAUUUGAUUCAAGAUGUUAUCAAAAUUCCAUUAGCUACACAAGAUGAAAUAAAGAAAUUGGAUAGUUUAAAUAAGGAAACAGAUUCAGAAGAUUCAGAUAAUGAAGAUGAAGAUAAAUCCAAGAAAAGAAAGAAAAAUUUUAAAAGAAAGAGAUUACCACCAGCAAAUCAAUUACCUUCACCACAUUCAACAAUUGUUUUCGUUCCAACAAGACAUCAUGUGGAAUAUAUCACCACAAUGUUGAAAGAUUCAGGUUAUGCAGUUUCCUUUAUUUAUGGUACUUUAGAUCAACAUGCCAGAAAAAGACAAUUAUUGAAUUUCAGAGCAGGUCUUGCACCAAUCUUGGUUGUGACAGAUGUUGCUGCAAGAGGUAUUGAUAUUCCAGUUUUGGCUAACGUUAUCAAUUAUUCGCUUCCAGGUUCUUCAAAAAUUUUUGUUCAUCGUGUUGGUAGAACUGCAAGAGCUGGUAAUAAAGGUUGGGCUUAUAGUAUUGUUUCAGAAAAUGAAUUACCAUAUCUAUUAGAUUUGGAAUUAUUUUUGGGUAAGAAGAUUAUGCUGACUCCAAUGUUUGAAAAGAAAUGUGAAAUUUUAAAAGAACAACAAGGUGAUUCAUAUGUUGAACCAAAAGUCUCAUAUACUGAAAGAAUGGUUUUGGGUGCUGCUCCAAGAAUGAAUGUUGAAAAUAUGAGUGAGUUAUUCACUAAUUUAAUCAAUAAUGAUUAUGAUUUAAAAGUUUUACAAGGUGUUGCUGCAAAAGCUGAAAAAUUAUAUUUUAGAACAAGAACAUCAGCUUCAACAGAAUCUGUUAAAAGAGCAAAAGAAGUUAAAAUCGGUGGCUGGGAUGAACAAAACUUAUUAUUUGGGAAGAAUUUAGAAAAAGAGAAAUUAGAUUUUUUGGCUAAAUUACAAAACCGUAAUCAUAAAGAAACUGUUUUUGAAUUUGGUAAAAGAGAUGAUAGUUUAGUUGAUUUGAUGAAUACUAGAAGAAGACAAAUCGCCCCAAUACAGAGAAGAGCUAAAGAAAGAAAAGAAUUAUUAGAAAUGGAAAGGAUUGCAGGUUUAACACAUGGGUUAGAGGAUGAAAUUUUGAAAGGUGAUUCUAAUGAAGUUGGUUAUUCCGUUAAUGAUAAAGUUUUAGAUGAUGAAUUUGAAACAGCUGAAGAACUUUUAAAUAGUAAAAAGCCAAAGAAAUCUUUUAGAGAUCCAAAUUUCUAUAUGAGCCAUUAUGCACCAUCUGCUGUUAUUCAAGAUCAACAAUUAUCAUUGAAUUCAGGAUUCACAAAUGAUGCUCAAAAUGCCACUUUUGACUUAAAUAAUGAUGAUAAUAUUCAAACCCAUAAACAAACUCAAACAAUGCAAUGGGAUAAGAAAGCUGGUAAAUAUGUUAACUCCAAAUCUACCGAUAAGAAAUAUAUUAUUGGUGAAAGUGGACAAAAGCUUCCAGCAUCUUUCAGAUCAGGUAGAUAUGAUGCAUGGAAGAAAGGUAAGAAAACUGAUGGUGUUAAAGUUGGUGCUAGAGAAAGUGCUAAUGAUGGAGGAGGUGGUAAGAAAUUCAACCAUAAGAAACAACAAGCACCAAGAGCACCAGAUAAAAAGAGAGAUGAUUACCACAAACAAAAGAAGAAGGUUGAGCAAGCUUUGGAGAAAGGUAUUCAUGUUAAAGGUUUCAACAAGGCUGGUAAGGGUUCUAAUGAGAUGAAAUCCACUGAACAAAUCAGAAAACAAAGAGAGCUCCAGGAGAAGCGUCGUGCAAAGAAUGCUCGUCCUUCAAAGAAGAGGAAAUAG
Hansenula anomala is the source of this 2811-nucleotide messenger RNA. It is a transcript of the gene DBP10, whose product is annotated as ATP-dependent RNA helicase DBP10. The record is from RefSeq and is a predicted model, not a curated record. Gene Ontology annotation, molecular function: RNA helicase activity; ATP binding; RNA binding. The transcript is spliced from 2 exons. Gene Ontology annotation, cellular component: nucleus. Lineage: Eukaryota; Fungi; Ascomycota; Saccharomycetes; Phaffomycetales; Wickerhamomycetaceae. The coding region runs from base 13 to 2811 and encodes 932 amino acids.